Messenger RNA from Saccostrea echinata, 832 nucleotides. RefSeq lists its product as uncharacterized. The record is from RefSeq and is a predicted model, not a curated record. The transcript is spliced from 7 exons. Lineage: Eukaryota; Metazoa; Mollusca; Bivalvia; Ostreida; Ostreidae. Bases 86 to 712 code for a protein of 208 amino acids. Gene Ontology annotation, molecular function: acyltransferase activity, transferring groups other than amino-acyl groups.
GUAGAAUGAUGAUAAAAGCUGCUUAUGGAUAUCAUGAAGCGUUAUUUUCUAGUAGCAGCGAUUUAUCGUGUCACUCCCGUUCUUAAUGAUGGAUUACACUAUAAGACACCUGUCAAAUGACGAGGAGGAUUCCAAAUUUGCAAGUAGAAUGAUGAUAAGAGCUGCUUAUGGAUUUUAUGAAGCGUUAUUUUCUAGUAGCAGUUUAAAGACCAUCCUUGACUUCUACACUGGCGUAUACAAAUGUCAGUCAAACAACUUUAGACAGAACACAUUUGUACUAACUGUGGGAAAUGAAAAGGUUGGAUUUGCUGAAGUUGAUUUUGAAGACAGUGUGAAAAAGAUGCCGGAUGUGAAAGAUUUUGUAAAGACAUUUGGAAUAAAAGAUAUCUGCAAGCUUCUGCUGCUUAAAAGAGUAAUUUUCUUUUCAAUACCUCGUUCUGAAGCGUAUCUACAUUACUUAGCCGUAGAAGAAAAGUACAAAGGUCAAGGUUAUGGCACAACUCUGCUAAAAAAGGUUGAGAAAGAAGCUGUAUCAAGACAAUGUAAUAAAAUAUUUUUACUGACGUAUCCAUCAAAUACACGGGCGAUAAAAUUUUACGAGCGACACGGAUACAGAGCUGUUGGAAAGCCCCGUACAGGGUACGGUUUGUUGCCCCUCCUUACUAACACACCGGCCGUAAUUCGAUAUGAGAAGCAGUUGUCAUUGCAGUGACUACAUAUUACCUACCUGCUGUCUAAAGCAUAAACAUAUAUGUUCAUGUUUUUUUGAUGCCUUAAUACUUACCAACAAAUAAGUAUAGUGUACGGUAGGUAAAAUGUUGGAACAUUUUAC